UCGUGGCAGGCCCAGCACACGGCAACACGAACGACGCUAACAGGAUGAUGCCAACAGGUUGCACAGUUGCUUACAUCAAUCUGCCGUUCCCCCAGACCAUCAGAUGACGGGUAACCUUAUCUGAUAGCUUUAUUCGGAAACGGGAAGCUCGGACGGCCGCGAAUGUUCAAACUUUUUGGAUUAUUAAAUUUUUUUUUGGAGGGGUUUUCUCACGAACCACGUCGUUAAUGGCAGUGUGUUGACGAUCAUCAUGCCCCCGUGCCGUUAACGGUUGGAGUCCGAGGGGGUUACCCUGGCUGGACUAGAGAGCCAACGGGAGGACUCUCGCCUCUCUGCGGGUUUAUGCAAGGGUACCUGGGAGGAGAGCGACUGCUAUCGCAACGAGGUAACGAACACCUAGGGGUGGCAGCUACGUAUGGAUACGCUUGAAGCGCGCGCCAUGACUAGGGAGAGCCUCGAGGGGGUUCAGGUUGACGCUCGUGCCCUGCUGCCAUCAUCGGCAAGCGGCCAGCGUCUUCAUUGCUCGUGGGCUCUCGAACCGGGCCGGCUCGUCGAGACGUGAGUCGACGUGAGUGCACUGGGUGCGAGUCUCCGCCACAAGCAACCAGCCAGCGCAGCGAGAGAGUCGGUCCGCGGCCUCCACAGAUAAUUCGUCUGCCCAAUCGCUUCCCACAUUACAGAUUAUUUUUGCUUGGGCCCCUCUCAGCAGACCCUGUAUCUGUCGAGCCAUCACCGUACCUGCGGGAUGGAGCAGUCGACACCAGGGAGCCUUAGCGUUUCCACCUUUCUGAUGAUGGAUCUUUGUUGGCUUUUCUCCCCCCCCCCCUGUGGAAGUGCCGCGGUGGAGGCCAUGUGCCGCCGAGCCUAGUAAGGCGGUUGUGGAAAUACAUACAUAUCGCCGACCUUUCAUCGUAUGCCUGCCCACUUGAGACCUCUUUUCCUCCCUAACCUUCGUUUCUCAUCGUCAGCUUCACGGUCAUCUUCUUGUUUGUUUAUCUCUUUGUUUUUUUGUCCUCAUGUGACAUUCCUAGUUCUAGACACACGUCUCUCGUUUCUUACAUUCUACGUGUCUGGUACCCGCACUCGCUCAUACUCGCUCUCACCGAGCAACAACAUUCUUUAUACAACGAGCGACUCGCUUUGUACGUUCUCAAAAACGAACCAAAUAUGGCUCGUUCAACCGCAUACAAGGUCAUCACGACCGCCUCUUUCCUUUCACAACUCUCGUCCGCCGCCAUCACAGCCUGCCCGAACGAUGAGGUCGUUUGGGAGACGCCCAUCGGCGUCAAGUACACCGUCUGCCCCGGUUCCGACUAUCAGUUCGGAGGCGGCAGUCUCCAGGUCGUCAGAGACGUCCAGUCGACGCUCGAGUGCGUCCAGGUCUGCGACACGGAUGCCCGAUGCGACAGGGCCGUCUACGACAAGGAGGGCAAGAUCUGCCACGUCAAGAACAGCAAAGCCGAGUUUUCCUGGGCCGCCGAUGGUCGUUUCGACGCCAUCCGCAUGACCAACGACUUCGCCGAGGGCACCUUCCUCGCCACGUGCCCCUUUGACGAGGCGGCCUACCGCGUGCCCAACACCAACGUCGACUACCGCGUCUGCCUCAAUACUGACUACACGGGUGACAGCGUCAAGAUGGUCAACGACGUGACGACCAUCCAGGCUUGCGCGGAGCUCUGCUCAAACACGCAGGGCUGCAAGAAGUCCGUCUUUGACCACGUCAAUAACGUCUGCCACAUCAAGGCCGCCGAGCCCGAGGCGUCCCUCUUCUGGGUCCAGAACAAGCAGUUCAGCACCAUCCAUGUUCCCGAGCGCAUCAACCCGGCCGUCCAAGGGAGAUGGGGCGAUCUCAUCCGCCUGCCCGUGAUCCCCGUGGCCGCAUACAUUGUCCCAUCGUACCCCGAGCCCAGCAGGCUGCUGUUCUUCUCCUCCUGGGGCAAGGAUGCCUUUGGCGGCGCCUCGGGCCUGACGCAGUACGGCGACUACAACUUCGCCACGGGCCAGAUCUCCAACCGCACCGUCGCCAACACCCGCCACGACAUGUUCUGCCCCGGCAUUAGCCAGCUCCAGGACGGCCGCAUCAUCAUUCAGGGCGGCUCGGACGCCGAGGCCGUCAGCAUCUACGACCCCGCCACCAACGAGUUCACGCGCGGUCCCGACAUGAAGGUCGCGCGCGGCUAUCAGACGUCGUGCACGCUCUCAAACGGCAACGUCUUCACCAUCGGCGGCGCCUACUCGGGCAAGCGCGAGGGCAAGAAUGGCGAGGUGUACGACCCAGUCGCCAACGAGUGGACCUACCUCCCGGACGCCGACGUCACGCCGAUCCUGACCAACGAUCACGAGGGCAUCUGGCGCGAGGACAACCACGCCUGGCUCUUCGGGUGGAAGAACGGCAGCGUCUUCCAUGCAGGCCCGGGCAAGGACCAGCACUGGUUCGGCAGUGCAGGCACCGGGUCCGUCAGUAAGGCGGCGACGCGCGACGACGACGACGCCAUGUGCGGCACCUGGGUCAUGUACGACGCCGUGGCCGGCAAGAUCCUCUCAGCGGGCGGCAGCCCUGACUACACGGACAGCGUCGCCACGCAGCGCGCGCACGUGACCACCAUCGGCGACCCCAACACGCCAUCCGAGGUGGAGCGGGUCGCCGACAUGGCGUUCCCGCGCGGGUUCGCCAAUGCCGUAGUUCUCCCCGACGGGCAGGUGCUCGUCACGGGCGGCCAGCGCAAGUCCAUGGUCUUCACCAACACGGAUGGCAUCCUUGUGGCGGAGCUCUUCAACCCGGAGACCAAGGAGUGGAAGCAGAUGGCAGCCAUGGCGGUGCCGCGCAAUUACCACUCGGUGUCGAUUCUCAUGCCGGACGCGACCGUCUUCACGGGCGGCGGAGGGCUGUGCUAUGUCGCGACCAUCGGCGCAUCGUCAGCCGGCUGCGACAAGACUGUCGAUCAUGCCGACGGCGAGAUCUUCGAGCCCCCCUACCUGUUCAACGAGGACGGCAGCCACGCGGCGCGACCCGUCAUCGCGGCCAUCGGCGAGGAGCCUGUCAAAGCCGGCGCGACGCUCAAGUUCACGGUUGAGGGCGUCGAAGGCCAGGGCCGGGUUACCCUCAUCCGGACGGGGUCCGUUACCCACAGCGUCAACAGCGACCAACGCCGCAUCCCGCUCAACGACGUCCAGGUCAACGGGCAGGAAUACUCUGCCAAACUGCCCGAGGACUACGGCAUUCUGCUCCCGGGAUAUUACUACCUCUUCGUCUCGACGCCGCGGGGCACACCCAGCAUUGCAAAAACUGUGCACGUCAUCUUGUAGAUAAUAACAUGCGAAAAGCAUCAGCGUCAAUUCCAUCAUUAGUUUGCUCACUUUUU
This is a messenger RNA of Colletotrichum destructivum, 3362 nucleotides long. RefSeq names its product Putative PAN/Apple domain, galactose oxidase/kelch, beta-propeller, immunoglobulin-like protein. Lineage: Eukaryota; Fungi; Ascomycota; Sordariomycetes; Glomerellales; Glomerellaceae. The record is from RefSeq and is a predicted model, not a curated record. The coding region runs from base 1168 to 3306 and encodes 712 amino acids. The transcript has a single exon. Gene Ontology annotation, molecular function: protein binding.